Messenger RNA from Durusdinium trenchii, 1683 nucleotides. The record is from the annotation of a GenBank genome assembly. NCBI's taxonomy places the organism in Eukaryota, Dinophyceae, Suessiales, Symbiodiniaceae.
AGCCGAUUUCUCCCGAGCACGGUGGAGAGUUCUCCGCGGUCCGCGCACCUCGAAGACGCUUGCAGGUCGGCCGAUUGAACGCCAUGCUCUCCACUCGCGUCAGCGUUGCCAUGCGGCACAGGGCCUCCCUAGUGGCUUGCCGAGCCGCGGCACAAGUGCCUGCGACCACCUUCAAUGAGGUGAAGUUCGUGAAAGAAGAUGUGGAGAAGGUCAUGAUGGAGUUGCCAGAUUACAACUUCUAUGAGUUCAAGGAACCGGUUCCUAACCCAUACCAAGGCACGACACUGGAUCGGAGCAUCCUGCUGGACCCUCCGGCACCGGCGCUGGUGGCGCCCAAGUUCGAGUUCUCCAAGCUCGAGAAUGGCAUCAAGAUUGCCUCGGUGGACAAGCAGGGCCUGACCGCCCGCCUCGGUCUCUACGUCCAUGCGGGCUCACGGUUCGAGACCUCCGCCAACUUGGGCGCAGCACACAUGGCCGCAUUGAUGGGCUUCCGGUCCACAGCCCAUCUCAGUCACCUCAGGACGGUGAAAACCUUGGAGCAGAUGGGCGCCGAUCAGUCGGCCUCCGCCAAGAGCGGCAGAGAGGAGAUCCUCUAUCAGGUGGAUGUGCAGCGGGAGAUGCUGCCGUAUGUGGUGCCUUUGAUGGUGGGCAAUGUGAUCUUCCCUCGCAUGUUGCCUUGGGAAGUGAAAUCGGCACAGGGAGAUGUGAAGACCGACAAGGAGGCGCUGAUGUCCAACCCCGACAGCAUGGUGAGUGAGCUGCUUCACAAGGCGGCUUACUGCAACAACACCCUGGGCCGAAGCCCACUGAUGAGCGAGAGGUCUAUGGGCUAUUUCACACCAGAGACUGUGCGGGGCUACCUCUUGGAUCAUUUCGCCCCGGAGCGCAUGGUCUUCGUGGGGGUGAACGUGCAGCAUGCGGAGCUCACCAAGUGGGUCAUGCGCUCUUUCGCAGAUUACAAUGCCAUCCCUAUGAAGAAGCGUGAGGACACCAAGGCCACCUACACCGGUGGCGACAUGCGAAUGGAGGGCAAGUCCCCCUACUGCCACCUCGCGCUCGGGUUGCAGUCCUGCGCCUUUGGGCAUGCUGAGCUGGCGCCCGUCGCCCUCAUCCAGGAGCUCCUGGGCGGUGGAGCGGCGGCCACCAGCACCAUCGGCUCCGGUGUGACCUCGCGGCUCUCCACCCAGGUGGUGAAGCAGAGCCCCUUCGUCGAGUCGUGCAUGGCCUUCAAUACCUCGUACGCCGACAGCGGCCUCUUCGGCGUCUACGGCGUGGGCCAAGCCGAGAAGGCGGGUGAUAUGGCGAUGGCCAUGGCCACGGCGCUCAAAGGUGCUGGCUCAGUCACCAAGGACGAGUUGGCCAAGGCCAAGGCCAUGCUGAAAGGGAAGAUGCUCCGUCAGGCGGACAACGAUUCGGAGCUCAUGCAGGACAUGGGACAGCAGCUCUUGCUCACGGGGAAGUAUGGCAGCGCGGCAGAGUUCACGAAGAUCAUCGAUGCGGUGACGGAAGCUGAGGUCGCCGACUGCGCCAAGAAGAUGUUGGGCUCGAAGCUCUCGGUGGCCGCCUUCGGCGACAUCCAUGCGGUCCCUGCGUACGCGACCAUUGAGGGUGCAUUGAAGUGAAAGCAAUUGAGGGUGCCUCUCCAGAACAUGCAAAGGUCGGUCUUUUUAGUUAGAGAAUCAU